Molecule: messenger RNA, 357 nt
Organism: Caenorhabditis briggsae
Lineage: Eukaryota; Metazoa; Nematoda; Chromadorea; Rhabditida; Rhabditidae
Gene: Cbr-nlt-1
Product: Protein CBR-NLT-1
Exons: 2
Coding region: 1-357 (118 amino acids)
Cellular component (GO): cytosol
Source: RefSeq, a predicted model, not a curated record
AUGACUUUCAAGUCCGAUGUCGUCUUUGAGGAGAUCAAGGAGAGAAUCCAGACGGAUAAGGAGAUGGUCAAGAAGGUAGGAACCUCGUUCCGUAUGACCAUCGCUGGAGCUGAUGGAGCUACCAAGGUAUGGACAAUUGACGCCAAAUCAGACACCCCAUACGUCGGAGAUGACGGAAGCCGUCCAGUUGAGAUUGAAAUCAGUAUCAAGGAUUCGGAUUUCAUCGCUAUUGCUCAAGGAAAACUGAAGCCAGAUCAGGCCUUCAUGCAAGGAAAGAUGAAGCUGAAAGGAAACAUCGCCAAGGCCAUGAAGCUCCGCACCAUCCUCGACCCGAAGAUGCUCAAGGCCAAGCUCUAA